CCAAGCCAGGGGGUCAGACCAGGAGAGCAGGUGAGAAUAUCCAUUAGCCAAGCCGAGUUCAGAUCAGGAGAGCAGGUGAGAACAUCUAUUAGCCAAGCCGGGGUCAGAUCAGGAGAGCAGGUGAGAAUAUCCAUUAGCCAAAUCGGGGGGUCAGAUCAGGAGAGCAGGUGAGAACAACUAUUAG
This is a messenger RNA of Staurois parvus, 184 nucleotides long. The record is from the annotation of a GenBank genome assembly. NCBI's taxonomy places the organism in Eukaryota, Metazoa, Chordata, Amphibia, Anura, Ranidae.